UGAGUAUUCGCUGUUUUCUGUUUCUGAUGUCAUUGUGAUUAGGAUGUGAUGAGGUAUUUCCAUGAUGCGUAGUUGUAUCAGCCUGGAAAAGCAAAACAAGAGCGCGAAGACGUUGAUACUAUAAAUAGCAUAAAGCCACAUCGUCUUGCACACGCCAAAAUGGACGAUAACAUUCUCACAACCCUGAAAUUACUUAUUAUUGGUGAAUCUGGUGUUGGUAAAUCAAGUUUAUUGCUGAGAUUCACUGAGGAUAAUUUCGACCCAGAUCAGACAUUGACUAUUGGAGUUGACUUCAAGACAAAGAAGUUGGAUAUUGAUGGCAGUAUAAUAAAACUAGCUAUUUGGGACACUGCUGGACAGGAGCGCUUCAGAACUCUCACACCUUCUUAUUAUAGAGAUGCACAGGGUGCAAUAUUAGUUUAUGAUGUUAAUAAUGCAGCCAGUUUUACUAAGCUGGAGAAUUGGCUGAAUGAAUUGGACACAUACUCGACAAGGUCAAAUAUAGUCAAAAUGAUUGUUGGAAAUAAAAUUGACAUGAAUAAUAGGGAGGUAAGCAGAGAAGAAGGAUUGAAAUUUGCUAGGAAACAUCAAACAUUGUUUAUUGAAGCCAGUGCUAAGACAAAAGAUGGUGUUGAAUCUGCAUUUGAUGAAUUAGUUCAAAAGAUUAUUCAAACUCCUGGUUUAUGGGAAUCAUACUCUGGUGGCAUCACAAUUGGAGAAAACAAAGAACAUUAUGAUCAGGCUGGAUGUACUGGAUAUUGUAGUUUAUAAUUUAGUAUAUUCUCUUCUGUAAUAUAAUGUACCAAUUAAUUGUAAUGGAUAUUGUGCUUGUGAAUACUGUAAGGGCUGUUGAUUAACUAAAUACUAAUUAAUAUAGACUUCAAAUUAAAUUUUGUUUAGUUUUCUUUAUGUUUUCGUGUUAAUAUGGAAUAUUAUAAACAAGAAUAUUGAAAAA
Messenger RNA from Dalotia coriaria, 955 nucleotides. Its product is annotated as ras-related protein Rab-18-B-like. Gene Ontology annotation, molecular function: GTP binding; GTPase activity. The record is from RefSeq and is a predicted model, not a curated record. Gene Ontology annotation, biological process: vesicle-mediated transport. The coding region runs from base 160 to 771 and encodes 203 amino acids. NCBI's taxonomy places the organism in Eukaryota, Metazoa, Arthropoda, Insecta, Coleoptera, Staphylinidae. The transcript is spliced from 4 exons.